This is a messenger RNA of Peronospora matthiolae, 1020 nucleotides long. NCBI's taxonomy places the organism in Eukaryota, Oomycota, Peronosporomycetes, Peronosporales, Peronosporaceae. The record is from the annotation of a GenBank genome assembly.
AUGCUGAAAUAUCUCGAGGCGGUCGUUCUCGCGUCCUCUGCUUUGACCGCCAAUGCAAAAGAGUUUUCGUUCACGACUGUCAAAGACGUAGCAGAAGACGCACCUGUUUUGGAAAGCACAGGCUUGACGGCAGAUGAAGAGAGUCGAAUUAUUGGUGGGUUCGAUGCCGAUAGUAACGAUCACCCCUACGUGGCAAGUAUCCGGAUUGACGGCGUGACCGUUUGUGCGGCCACGUUGAUUGCUCCACGGUACCUCGUGACAACAGCUCACUGUAUCAAGACGGACGAAGUUGAAAUGACGGCUUCGUUUGAUACGGAGUAUAGUUUCGGAGAGGAUGGCGAGACCAUCAAGAUUGUUGAAGGGUUCAAGCACCCGAUGUACAACAAGAGGAAGCACUUGUUUGACGUGGGGCUCUUUCGCCUCGAGACAGCGAUGACGCACAAGGUGGCGACUUUGCCUGCAGCUGACGGAUCGGACGAGAAGGUUGGCACCAUCGCUACGGUACUUGGCUGGGGGCAGACUGAAGAGAGCUCUGCUAGCUUCACUCUUCAACAAGUGGACAUUCCUAUCAUUUCGAAGGCAGAGUGCAGUCAAUUUGAGUCGUACACGGAUCAACUUACAGAAGGGAUGAUUUGUGCUGGUAAAGGCAAAGGCAAGAGCUCUUGUAGAGGUGACGCUGGCGGACCGCUUAUCGUCAAUGAUGUGCUUGUCGGGUUUGUGAGCUGGGCAGGUGAUCAUUGCGGAAAGGAACCUGGUGUUUACACUCGCGUGUCAUCUGUAUUGGACUACAUUAGCAAUGUUGUGGAGAGUGGAGAUCCGAAAGAUCGAGACGAGACAUCGCAAGGAGACAAUGCGUCGAAAACAAAAGAACUAGAAGUCAUGGCGACUCCAGGCAGCAAGUCUUCGAAAACGAUGACUGCGAAGUCUGUCGAUGUGAUUGCGUCGAUCACUGAUUCCUCUAGUAAUGGGCGGGCCUCAGCUGCGAAGGGACUUACGUUUGCAUAUGACGGGUCAAACUAG